UUUUUCCCCUCCGUGCGUAAUUAGUUGACCAGUUUGGAAACUUGUGAUGUCCGGGGAGAAAUCUCACUUUAUUUCUGACACCUGUUGCUGAGGACACGGCAGCACACACAGCUGUACACAGAGACGAGCUCGGCUUCAAAGUCUUCUUCCUCUUCCUCUUCUUCUUCUUCUUCUUCUUUUUAACUCGGACAUUUGUGAAAGGACAGACACUGGGACUGUGCGCGCGCUGCGUUUACGCAUCUGUCCACUUUUGUCUUUCGGUGUAACCUCUGCGAGACUAUUCGUGAGGAGUGAGGACACAGCUGCUGCUGCUGUUGGAUGGAAACACCGACGUGUUGGUAGAUUUCCAGCCGGACAAAGAGUCACACUUUUCGGACUUGAGCGCGCCGGAUGGUGCCAGGAGGACCGUUCUCUCUUCUUCUGCAGGAACUACUGGAUUUGAGCUCAACAGACCAGAGGCAAAGAAGAGGAAAAGGCGAACAGCAAGUGGACUGCCUGAAAAGUGGGACCGAACAUCAGGAGGGUUUGCGAGGCAGGACGCCUCCUCAUUCUCGGCCCAUGACUCCACAGCGGAGCGCUUCCUCAAACACCGGCUGUGAGGCGGUGACGCAGCGGACCAUGGACUACAGGUCUGUCCGGAGAAGGCGAACCGGUGCUGUCCGACAUCUGCUGCUGGCAGCCGCCUUCCUCGCCUGCAGCUCGCAGCUGCUGCUGGUGGAUGCCAACUCAUGGUGGUCACUCGCUCUGACCCCGAUCCAGCGGCCUGAGAUGUACAUCAUCGGAGCUCAGCCUCUCUGCAGUCAGCUCUCUGGACUCUCUCAGGGCCAGAGGAAGCUUUGUCAGCUGUACCAGGACCACAUGGUCUACAUCGGCGACGGAGCCAAGACCGGAAUCAAGGAGUGCCAGUACCAGUUCAGGCAGAGGAGAUGGAACUGCAGCACCGUGGACAACACGUCCGUGUUCGGACGAGUCAUGCAGAUCGGCUCCAGAGAAACCGCCUUCACUUACGCCAUCAGCGCGGCCGGCGUGGUCAACGCCAUCAGCCGGGCGUGUCGUGAGGGCGAGCUCUCCACCUGUGGCUGCAGCCGUGCGGCGCGGCCACGUGACCUGCCCCGCGACUGGCUGUGGGGCGGCUGCGGCGACAACGUCCACUACGGCUACCGGUUUGCCCGGGAGUUCGUGGACGCCAGGGAGAGGGAGAAGAAUUACCCGCGCGGGUCCGGCGAGCACUCCCGAACUCUGAUGAACCUCCAGAACAACGAGGCAGGGAGACAGGCGGCCUAUAACCUUGCUAACGUGGCCUGCAAGUGUCACGGCGUCUCCGGCUCCUGUAGUCUGAAGACGUGUUGGCUCCAGCUGGCCGACUUCAGGCGCGUCGGCGAGUUCCUGAAGGAGAAGUACGACAGCGCCGCUGCCAUGCGCAUCGGACGCAAGAGCAAGCUGGAACUGGUCGACAAGCGCUUCAACACCCCGACCCCAGAGGACUUGGUCUACAUCGACCCCAGCCCGGACUACUGCCUCCGCAACGAGACCACGGGCUCGCUGGGCACGCAGGGACGCCUGUGCAACAAGACCUCGGAGGGCAUGGACGGCUGCGAGCUGAUGUGCUGCGGCAGAGGCUACGACCAGUUCAAGACGUACAAGCACGAGCGCUGCCACUGCAAGUUCCACUGGUGCUGCUACGUCAAGUGCAAGCGCUGCACGACGCUCGUCGACCAGUUUGUGUGUAAAUAGCGGGUCGGAGGUGACGGACGGACGGAAGGACGAGGAGGAGGAGGAGGAGAGGGGGAGGGGAGGACGGUGUGACGGGAAGGCGAUUCUUCAGGGUUUUGUACAGGAUGAGUUAAGACAAUGAGUUAGAUUUUCUGACAAAGCUGCUUUUAUGUUUGUUUUUUUUUGGUUUUUUUUACCCCCCUUCUCGCCGCCUACUUUUUCACACCGGGACGCAGAAGCCAUAGCUGAUACCUGAAGAACAACAAACCCAUAGAUCCACUUGUUUUUUCCCGUCACUCUUAUCAACGCUGUCUGCUUUUCUGUGGAACACCCUGAUCACAAUCCUGAGAGAAACAAGGACGGAAGGAAAGAGGAAAAAAAACAACCUAAUGAACAAUGAAGGAUGGACUUGCAGGUGAACGUGGAACAAACUGGACCCUAAAAAAAGGGGGCGGGACACACACACACGCGCGCACGUCUAAUUCGUGUGAGGAGAACGAGAAAAGGAAAUAAUAAAUAUAUAAUAAUUAAAUAAUAAAUAAACAUUACAACUCCAAAAUAACUGCUUUUUUUUUUUGUUAUUUAAAAGGACUCCCGCGAGCAACAGAUGCAGUUUGGACCCACGAGAACUCACGUGUUUGUGAAUGGAACCAUUUGAUUCUUUUUAGUGCUGACUGGACUGGACUGGCGUGGCGUCUGCAUGUGUGACCUUUUUGAACCCUUGACCCCACAAAUUCUCCACGUGUGUGAGUUGUGCUGACGUUGCCAAAAAGAAAAAACUCACCCACAGGAAUGAAGAGAGAAAACAGAGGAGGACUCACUUAUUUUUGAGGGUGGGGGGGGGAUAAAUGUCAAAUGUAACGGCUGAUUCUCCGGGCACGGGCGGGUUACCGAGAAUGGCAACCAUCUUGAAUGGCAACACUGUGCCGCUUUUAAACGAGCAGCUCACGUCGGCAAACCCCCGCCUCUGUGACCUUCAGCCGACAGUGAAGCGAGCGAAGACCAUUAGUGAGAUUAAUGUGCUGUAUCAGGCCGUAAUAAAGCGCACUAAGAGACACGUCCGCCGCGAGCGGGGCCGCCUCGCGUCGCGCCGUUAAUGCAACUUAUGAAGUCAACGAAAAGCCCUGUGGUGUGGAUUUUAUUUGGCUCCAGUUAAGAGAGAUUUUUAUAACACUGUUGUACCAUCAUGAAAGAAUAUUGUUUGUUUAUGACACAGUAAAAUACGUGAAGAGGACUGAGUGGGUGGGGAGAGGAUUUUGUGCAAAACAGGAAAUGACUGCAAUUGAAUAUGGGCAACUUUAAAAAAAAAAAAAAAAGAAGAAAAAAAAACUAGAUCAGAAAAGAAAGUAUAUUUUAUUAUUGUUUUUCAUUCUCUGUUUUUAAUUUUUAUACGGGAGUAUUAUGGUGUAUUCUUUUGAUAAACUAGUCUUCUACCCUGA
This is a messenger RNA of Solea solea (common sole), 3152 nucleotides long. RefSeq names its product wingless-type MMTV integration site family, member 5b (gene wnt5b). Gene Ontology annotation, biological process: cell fate commitment; canonical Wnt signaling pathway; multicellular organism development. Gene Ontology annotation, cellular component: extracellular region. The record is from RefSeq and is a predicted model, not a curated record. The transcript is spliced from 7 exons. The coding region runs from base 391 to 1734 and encodes 447 amino acids. NCBI's taxonomy places the organism in Eukaryota, Metazoa, Chordata, Actinopteri, Pleuronectiformes, Soleidae. Gene Ontology annotation, molecular function: cytokine activity; frizzled binding.